GACGUGCGAUCUGCAAAACAUAAUUCGUUCCACCAACUCUCUCGUUGCUCCAAAAUCACAAUCAAAACGAACUCAUGUCUGAGACACCCAUUUCUUCCUGAACAGAAAGCAGACGCCGGACAUGCUUCUAGAGAACUUGCGGACAAAACGAACCAUGUGAAAACAAUUUCCAGAUCACUCGUGUGCACUGCGACGAAUUGGGGGCCUCAACAUCGACGUCGAGAAGAACAUAGUCUUGUCUCGUUGAGCCUGGGGCGUGAGAUACAUAAACGACACUUGUCCUUCUCUCUCCUUUUCCCCUCACAAACAACCUUUUCUUCUCCAAAACACCAAAAUUUGAAUUACCGAAACCACCACGCCAUGAACGUCCCGCUUCGACGUGUGAAUAAAAGUUACACAAAAGACGUCUUUGCCACUUUAACUUCCACCAUCCUAUCACAUCUAUUACCCGAAACAAAUACCAAAAUCGAGUUCUGGCUCCACUAUGAGAAGAGGGAGACCGAAAAAACGCUAGACACAACCUUGUGUCUCCGUGCUUUCGAGACGAUCUACAAAACAUGUACUACUUUCCCAAACCGUUCGCCAUCUUAUCCUUUCGUAAAACCUUUCUCUUGGUCGAAAGAAGAAAACAAAAGAAUUAGUUACAAGCAUCGGUAUAGGAAGCAGACGGCCCAAAAACUAUACAUAUGCUCAGUCAUAUCCGCAUCGCUGUACACGAGGCUAGAGAUGAACAAAAGACAUCCUUCCCAUCCAGCGAUCCACUCUUCACCAACGUUCCUCUGCGCCAAAAGAGCAGCAAAAUGUCUGCAUGAGUCCUCGGUCCGGCCGCUCCCCAGAGCCCGAACACCAGUAUACAUGUCUCGAUUAUACACAAACAACACCACGACACCAGCGUUGACAGUGCCGUCAAAAAGGGAGCAUAUAUUCAAUAUCUAUUAGACUGCAACGCAACAUGCCCCUCCUCCCCAUCACUCUUCCACACAUCCCACCACGGGUCUAGACUAAGAGCCCACGCGCGUCCCCAUGUAGCGCUGCUUAGUCGCGUCUUGGUGUGAGGCUGUGUACAUGAAUGUGGG
Messenger RNA from Alternaria alternata, 1076 nucleotides. RefSeq lists its product as hypothetical. The record is from RefSeq and is a predicted model, not a curated record. The transcript has a single exon. The coding region runs from base 361 to 939 and encodes 192 amino acids. Lineage: Eukaryota; Fungi; Ascomycota; Dothideomycetes; Pleosporales; Pleosporaceae.